AGAUGUUCCACGCAAAGUGCUCAAUCCUUCUCGCCUUCGCUGGUUUGUGUGCUGCGGCCCCCGCGGUGGACCACGAGGCGGCCGCCCAACAGCUCCGUCCUACAGCAGUGGGCCCCACCAGACGUCCACAGCCGCAGCCGGUUGUGCCUGUGGCCCUGGGACCUUUGCCCAGUGUUGGCACUUUGGCUCCUGUAACUCCGCCUCAACUCGCGCCCGGUGACCAAUUUUUCAACCAAAGCCCCGACGGCCAGUUCUCCUCAGGGUUCCGUAGUGCUGACGGAACAGCUGUGUUCAUGCAGGGUGACUUGGUGCCCACUACGGAUGGAAAGGACGUGGUCAUUGUGAAGAGAGGGGCCUACUCGUAUAUCACGCCCGAAGGCCGCACCAUCAACGUGCGCUACGUGGCCGACCACCUCGGCUUCAGGGUCGAGCAAGGUGACCAGAGGGUUUGAAGAUGAAGGACUGUUAGAUUUAGAGAAAAAUAAAAAGGACUAA
This is a messenger RNA of Neocloeon triangulifer, 495 nucleotides long. RefSeq names its product larval cuticle protein 1-like. The record is from RefSeq and is a predicted model, not a curated record. NCBI's taxonomy places the organism in Eukaryota, Metazoa, Arthropoda, Insecta, Ephemeroptera, Baetidae. The transcript is spliced from 3 exons. Gene Ontology annotation, cellular component: chitin-based extracellular matrix. Bases 3 to 452 code for a protein of 149 amino acids. Gene Ontology annotation, molecular function: structural constituent of chitin-based larval cuticle.